This is a messenger RNA of Eremothecium gossypii ATCC 10895, 921 nucleotides long. It is a transcript of the gene TRM7, whose product is annotated as tRNA methyltransferase TRM7. The transcript has a single exon. The record is from RefSeq and is marked provisional. The coding region runs from base 1 to 921 and encodes 306 amino acids. Gene Ontology annotation, biological process: tRNA methylation; cytoplasmic translation. NCBI's taxonomy places the organism in Eukaryota, Fungi, Ascomycota, Saccharomycetes, Saccharomycetales, Saccharomycetaceae. Gene Ontology annotation, cellular component: cytoplasm. Gene Ontology annotation, molecular function: tRNA methyltransferase activity.
AUGGGUAAGAGCAGCAAGGAUAAGCGGGACCUGUACUACCGCAAGGCGAAGGAACAAGGCUUCAGGGCGCGGUCGGCGUUCAAGCUGUUGCAGUUGAACGAUGAGUUCCAUUUCUUGGACGGAGUGCAACGCGUGGUGGAUCUGUGUGCAGCGCCCGGGUCCUGGUCGCAGGUGCUGUCGCGGGAGCUGUUUCCGGACGGGAAGAACACGAAAAAGCGCAUUGUUGCGGUCGACCUGCAGCCCAUGUCGCGGAUAGAACAUGUCACGACGUUGCAGGCUGACAUCACACACCCGCGGACGCUGACCAAGAUUAUCGAACUGUUUAAGGGCGAGAAGGCGGACUUUGUGUGCAGCGACGGCGCACCCGAUGUGACCGGGCUGCACGACCUGGAUGAGUACGUGCAGCAGCAGCUGAUCCUGAGUGCCUUGAAAUUGACGGUGUCCCUGCUCGCCCCCGGUGGUUGUUUCGUGGCCAAGAUUUUCCGCGGGCGCGACAUUGACAUGCUCUACUCGCAGCUGGGCCUCCUAUUCGACAAAGUGACAUGCGCCAAGCCGCGGUCGUCACGAGGCACCUCACUGGAAAGCUUCAUAGUAUGCCAAGGAUACACUCCCCCACUGUCCUGGGCCCCCAAUAUAGAAAAGAAUGUAUCUGUCGAGGAAUUUUUUGAGGAGUUUUUCCAGAACUGGUCGAUUCAACAACCGCUUACGCCGGGCCGGCCGCUGCCAAUGUACUCGGAAGGCCAUCGCGGCAUAGCGCCGUUCAUUUCCUGUGGGGGCCUGGACUCCUUUGACAGCGAUGCGACGUACCACGACCUGCCCAAGAGCGCGACCGCCCUGGAUCCCGUACAGUCACCCACGAAUCCGCCAUAUAAACGGGCACUCGAGCUGAAACGUAGCGGGAAACUUGGUAGGUCUGUAUGA